CUAAUCUCACAAGCAACGAUCGACUGCUUGUAAACAAUGACGCUGUAUCUGCAUAACGAUCACAUAUGUAAAUCUCGGAUGGAAUAUCAUUUCCAUAGAUUAUACGAAAGAAAAUUUUAUCCUAAUUAUUGUUAUCGCAAUCGAAUCGUUUGUCUGCGAUAGCGAUAGUUCAUGGUCCAUCGUCUACUAUUUUUAUUCUAUCGCGUUAACGUAGGAUUACUUCUUCUUCCGUGCAUUAGGAGAUCCUCAAGUGCGUACGGUCGGAGGAACGUUUCAAUAUAAAAAGUAAAAAAAAAAAAAAAAAGAAAUAAUUCGCGUUGCCGUACCCAUUUUACGAAGGUACAUUUUACAUCAUAAUAUGAUCCCUGACUGCUGAUGUUUUCGCUUGGUCUUAAGGCGAUUUUACAUGGGACAUGGCUACCGUCAAAGUAACGGAGCAAAAAGUCAUUCUUUGUGGUGAAUAUGGUGUUGGGAAAACGUCUAUAUUCAGGCGAUUCGCGAACAAUUCUUUCGUCGCAAGUAACGAUCGAAAAUCGACGCUUGGUCUCGAUAAUAUCGACAAAGAAUAUAUAGUCGACGACAGACGAAUACGUUUACAAUUAUGGGAUACCGGAGGUAUGGAGAGAGUAGCAUCCGUAACAUCGAGUUACUACAAGUUUGCCGAAGCAGCUAUUCUGGUAUUUGCUCUAGAUAACUCAACGUCUUUUCAUCUUUUAUCUCAGCAUCUAUUGGAUAUAGUUACGUAUGCGGAAAACGCAAAGAUUUUUCUUUGCGGUAAUAAAAGUGACUUGGAAGGCGUCACUCCGCAAGUUACGGAUGCGGAAAUGGAACAAUUUUGCGAGCAAUGUCACAACUUAAUCUCUGGAACUUACAAAACGUCUUGUAAAACCGGAGAAGGAAUACAUGAAAUGUUCGAGGACAUUGCGCAGCAUCUAGUUGAAGCUAAUCGAUCUCGUAUGGAACUUCACGAAAUGGACAAGGAUCGUUUUAAAAUUUCCUAUAUCGACGAAGCUACCGAUCCAUCCUGUUUAUGUUAAAAAAAAAAAAAAAAAAAAAAAAAGAAAAAAAAAAAACAACGAACGAAUUUUUACAAUUUUUUCUUAGAAACAAAGGAAUUGAAUUAUAUUUCACGUCACGCGUGUAUACGACAGAUGCACUUUUCCAAAUACAGAGCAAGUAUUUGGAAACACUGACGUAAAAAUUUUAUAUACAUAAAUAUCUAGGAAUAAAAUUAAGGUCCUUAGCAGUAACGAUUUUUAAAUUUUAAUUUUAUUAUACUUCGAGAAUAAUUUUAAUUAACCGAGCUUUAACUCUUACGAACUUACUCUCUACGCUUAAUUCUCUCUGCUUAUUUCGAUAUAUGAGCCUUCUAACUCACACGCUGACGAAGAAGAAAAAACUAAUGCUGAGUCCAUUUGAUAGUUUUUAAAUCGAUUCCAUCUUCGACCAUCUCCCACAGGGGACUGUAAAGAAACAAAUUUUGUGAUUCACGUAAUCUCGAUAUUUUAUCAGAUUUUUUUUUUUAUCGAAUUCAACAUAAUUCUAUCGUUAAAAACACGUUCGACAAUGAAUCCAUCCAGCAAAUAACGAUAAUUAUGUUCACGCAUCGCAAAUUGAAAAUGAAUUGUAUAUUAAUCAUGCUUCUACAUUAAAUAAAAAUUUAUACUAUGA
This is a messenger RNA of Vespa velutina, 1671 nucleotides long. RefSeq names its product ypt/Rab-type GTPase ypt7 (gene RabX6). Gene Ontology annotation, molecular function: GTPase activity; GTP binding. The record is from RefSeq and is a predicted model, not a curated record. The coding region runs from base 414 to 1037 and encodes 207 amino acids. Lineage: Eukaryota; Metazoa; Arthropoda; Insecta; Hymenoptera; Vespidae. The transcript has 3 exons.